Messenger RNA from Schistosoma turkestanicum, 2701 nucleotides. Lineage: Eukaryota; Metazoa; Platyhelminthes; Trematoda; Strigeidida; Schistosomatidae. The record is from the annotation of a GenBank genome assembly.
GGUAUGAAUUGCUCUGCCGGAAACGUUAGUGAACCUUAUGAUGAUAUCAUAGUCAUUGAUGGUGAUUAUGAUAACAACAAUACUAUUAAUUCAUCUUGUGAUAGUGAUGAAGAGGAGAGAUUUGAUUUAAAUAUCUCCUCUACUGAAUGGGAACAAAAUAAACCUGACUAUUCAGUUGAAACAUGUCAUGAUUCUCAAGGACAAAUUCGUCAGAGGAUGGUGAAGAAACAGGAAGUAGAUAACAGCUUUGAUUUGAAUAAAUGUUCUGCGAAACUGAAGCAAAGUGAACAUGAUUCUGUUGAAACGUGUCAUAAUUCUGAGGAACGAAAUGGUCUUGGGAUGAUGAAACGAGAAGAUAUAGAUACUUCCAAACCGCAUUCAGAUGGAAAUAUUCAUCGAUUACAAUCAAUAACUCUAGAAUAUCUAACAUCAUUUACAAACACAUGUACAAAUUAUGAUUGUUACCAGUUAUAUUUUAUACUAGCCUUAAUUCUAAGACUUGUAUUAGUCGUUUUCUCUAUAUGGCAGGAUACAGUUCGUUGGCCAGAUGGCCAACUACGAUAUACAGAUGUGGACUACGAUGUAUUUUCUGAUGCUGCACAAGCUUUUGUCGCCGGAAAAAAUAUUUAUAUUGAGCGUCCUACUUAUAGAUAUUCACCUCUUAUUGCUGUCUUUCUUGCUCCUGGUUACUGGUUAUUUUCUGAUGGCAAUUAUUCAGCCACUGAUGAUGAAAAAGUAGGUGUUAGUUCAAAAUUCGUUGGAAAAUCAGUUGAACCACACUUACGAUCAUUAAAAAACGUGACUGUUCAUUCUUUCGCUCAUCUAUGGGGUAAAUUUAUCUUCAUCAUGGCUGAUUUAAUAUGUGGUUAUUUACAAUAUAAAAUUAUUCAACAUAAAACGUUUGUGGACAAUGUGCCAAAUUCAAAUACUGUUGUUAUUAAUCAAAAUAAGAAAAUUCAACCAAAUUCAAUUUCAUCAAACACCAAUCAAUUAGCAUUAUAUCUUGUUAGUUUCAGUUGGUUAUUCAAUCCAGUCACAGCAAUAGUCUCUACUCGUGGUAAUGCAGAUAGUUUACAAAGUUGUUUUGUUUUAGCCUGCCUAUGGUGUAUUCUAAAGCAUCGUAUUAUUGCUGCAGGAUUUUUAUAUGGAUUAUGCAUACAUUUACGUAUCUAUCCAAUUAUUUAUGCACCAUCAAUUUAUUUAUGGUUAAUGAUGAUUGAAAUGCGUCAUGACAAAGAUAAUCCAAAGCAAAGCAAAUUAUCAACACAAUCUCAAAGUAUAUUAUUUUCAAUGAUAUUCAAAUUACCAACUAGAAAUCAUUUUAUUUUUGGUAUCAGUUGUUUGCUUAGUCUGGUGAUAUUGACUGGAUUAGGUUAUUUGUAUUUCGGUGGAAUGUUAUUUCUGCAACAAGCCUAUUUUUAUCAUUUUACUCGAUCAGAUUUUAAGCAUAAUUUUGCUCCACAUUUCUUGAGUGUCUAUUUACUUUCUGGACAGAAAUGGAUAGCUGAGAAACAGACUUUACCUAUCUAUAAUUUACGUCAAUGGUUGAACAAUGCUUGGAAUGAUUUCUCUACUCUGUUAGCUUACUGGGGUAACACUGAUAAUGUUGGAUAUUCUUAUUUAAUAUGGGAUUUGUUGUUGAAAAAUCUUGGUGCACCAGAUGUUUUAGAGCGUUUGUUCAAUGUGACUUCAAUAAUUCCAUGUAUAAUUUUAAUUCCGUGUCUGUCUUUCAAACUAUAUUCCAAUAUGAGUUUGUGUUGGUUUGUGCUUACCUACAUGUUUGUCACAUUUAAUAGGGUAUGCACUGUUCAGUAUUUCCUAUGGAUUCUAUGCCUUCUUCCAGUUGCUUUGGCUGAUAUACGUCUACCUUUAAAUAUUUCACCAUAUUACGCUGUAGUACAAAAUUUAAUGUUAUGGUUUGGAUCUCAAGGUAUAUGGCUUGCUUCUGCCUAUGCACUUGAAAUGUGUACAUUGCAAGGAGCUAUGUUAAAUCAUAUUAUUUGGAUAUUUGUUUGGAUAGCUUCGCUAAACUUUUUUGCCUGUAACAUUUUCAUUUUGUAUCGUUUAAUCAGUUGGCGUAAUAAAUCUUCAUCUAAUGCUAAUUAAAAAGUUUCAUUGUCUGCAUUGAUUAGUUAUAAAGCUACCAUUUCCCCUGUUAUUUUAUGUUUUACUAAUUAUUUUAAAAACGAACACUACUACUACUACUACUACUGUUUUUGUCAGAAAUAUAGCAUAUUUAUGAAAAAACAAACUUUGUGAUAAGAAUUUUAUUUGUUUGCAUAACCCACAUUUCACAUUGAUUGUUGUUGCAAAUGUCGAUAAAUUUGUCAAAGAAUUUUUAUUUUUUAUUUAUUGACUUAUUUUCUUCAUAUCAAUAAAAAAAUCGGUGAUAUAAUUUGAACCGGUAAAAAUCAAAAAAAUAUACUUUAUCAUUUUAAAAAUAAUUUCUUUUAUUUUUUCAUAGAUUUUUUUUUAAAAAGAAAGUUUCUUGUAUAUCCCUGUGUGUGUUGUUAAUGAAAUAAUUAAACAUCAUAACUUCUCAAUGCAUAUAUAUAUUGUACAUUUAACUGAAAUGAUUCUUCAUUGUAUCAUUAAAAAUAAUCAUAAUUCUUUUCACGUUUUUGUUAGUUAGUUUCCCAGUAAUUAAGGGGAUUAGUUGACGGGUUCUUUCCAACUUUAAAUAGAUCCUGAUAUUAAAUAA